AUGUCUGGUUAUGCUGAGAGGCAGAGAAUGAGACAUGUGUAACCAAGCCUACCCCUCUCUGUCAGUAGGCUACAGCAUAAACUAGGUUACACAGGGAGCCGCACUCACAAUUGCUCGCUCGCUCUCUCGUAAAUAUUGCUACCCGGGACUGGAAUACUCCCUGUAAUCCCACAGAAAGAUAAAAUCAACGUCAAUCAAUCGGUGUACUUCGCUUCACAAACGAGGGCGAACAGCUGCUCCUGACCCAAGAUCAGUGAUGGGAGGGUGACCCUGUCCCGUCGGCCACCACGCCUGAUCGUCCCAUGUGGCAGCCGCAUGCAUCAUUAUGACCGUGUCACCUCUUUCAACACCUCUAGUAAAGUCACAUCUCACAAGGUGCUGCACAGAAGGAAUAUAAUAACAUCAGGGCCACAUUUUGAUUCUUGAGGGUCUCUGUGGAUUGAAAUACCCUCAUGACUCAGGGCCUGAUGACUAAGAGAUGUGGUCGUGAUCAUUAUUCCACUGGCAGAGCUUUUCACUAAGCAAGAUGUCAAUGACCACAGAAAAUGGAGUGGGAGGGUAUCGGAACACAAGCGGAGAGAAAACAUACAAGAAGACCACGUCGUCGGCCCUGAAGGGGGCCAUCCAGUUGGGCAUCGGCUACACGGUGGGAAACUUGACCUCCAAACCUGACAGAGAUGUUCUCAUGCAGGACUUCUACGUUGUGGAGAGUGUCUUCCUGCCCAGUGAAGGGAGCAACCUGACACCGGCGCACCACUACCCAGACUUCCGCUUCAAAACCUACGCCCCGCUGGCCUUCCGCUACUUCCGAGAGCUCUUCGGGAUCAAACCAGAUGACUACCUGUACUCCAUCUGUAAUGAGCCUCUGAUUGAGCUGUCCAAUCCCGGGGCCAGCGGCUCUCUGUUCUACCUGACCAGCGAUGACGAGUUCAUCAUCAAAACCGUCCAGCACAAAGAGGCAGAGUUUCUCCAGAAACUACUCCCAGGUUACUACAUGAACCUGAACCAGAACCCACGCACGCUGUUGCCUAAGUUCUACGGUCUAUACUGCAUCCAGUCUGGAGGCGUCAACAUCCGGCUGGUGGUGAUGAACAACGUGCUGCCGCGCUCUGUCAAGAUGAACUACAAGUACGACCUGAAGGGCUCCACCUACAAGAGACGUGCCUCCAGGAAGGAGAGGGAGAAGGCCUGUCCCGUCUACAAGGACCUGGACUUCCAGGACAUGCAUGAAGGGCUCUACUUCGACGCUGACACCUACAAUGCCUUGAUGAAGACCCUACAGAGAGACUGCCUGGUGUUGGAGAGCUUUAAGAUCAUGGACUACAGUCUGCUUCUGGCCGUGCAUGUUCUGGACCAGAGCCCGAAGGAGGGCGGCGAGCCGGGCCAGGCAGUGGGGGAUGGCAAGCGGCCCGUGGCCCAGAGGGUCCUCUACUCCACAGCCAUGGAGUCUAUCCAGGGGGACGGCAAGGCUGCCGAGGCCCACACCACAGACGACACGAUGGGUGGAAUUCCUGCCAAGUCACACAAAGAAGAGAAGCUGCUUAUUUUCCUGGGCAUCAUCGACAUCCUGCAGUCCUACAGAUUCAUUAAGAAGUUGGAACACUCAUGGAAGGCCCUGGUCUACGACGGCGACUCUGUCUCGGUGCACCGGCCUGGUUUCUAUGCCAACCGAUUCCUCAAGUUCAUGAGCACUUCGGUGUUCCGGAAGACUCCGACCAUUCGCUUCUCCCCUUCUAAGAGGACUCACACAUCCAUCCCUGCUCUGAAGUCGUCCUCUCAGGAGAUCCUGUCUUCUCAGAAGGAAGAGAAGGAGGAGGAGAGGAGGCAGAGUCUGGGAGGAGCACGCAGUCUGGCCAGUCUAGACGGACAAGUGUUUGGCUCCUACCUGCGUCCUGACCUAGUCCCUGACACCCCAUCUUCCUACGAGGGCUCCUCCAUGGGAACCAUCUCCUCCUCCUCCAUCAACCUGGAGACCCAGUCUGAAGACAGAGAUGAAAUGGCAUCCAGCUCAACAUUCACCCUGCAGGACAGCGCCAUCUGUCUGACUUCAGAGCAGAGCACCAUGGACGUAGAGGUGGACAUGGACCGGGAUGAUGGCUCAGUGCUCGAUGUCUACUUGUGAAAGGGGAGACUUACAGACUACUACGAUUUUGUCAAUCGUCUUGACAAUCACUACACUCCAUUGGACAGGGCUCCUUUGACUCCACCCCCAACGCUGCUAAAUCCACUAUUGCCAAACACAAAGGACUGGGAUGCUCACACCUGAUAGGCUGAUGAACUAAAACAAGACACAAAUGGAAUUACAUGUCAGACCGUGUCAGUGAAGUCCCUCAUGGCCUAUAAAGACAAGCAUAUAUAGAAAAUAUACAUUCAUUUGAAUGUUUUCAUUUUCCUGCUGACCAGAAGUUAUUACACUUUCUUCAUAGUAGCUGGUUGGAUAAUGAACAUUUAGUGACAUCUUGGCAGAAGUGUAACAGUGACAUGGAAAACACAAGGCCAAUAUGGAUGAGCCUGGACUCAUAAUGCUGUUAAAAGAACGGAUAUUAUAUUCAUUCUGAAACCACCAAGCCAAGGCCAAACUAAAGACUCAUUGGCUGGUAUGUUGAAGGUACCAAACCAACCAACACAUUGCUAUUCAUUCCAAUCAGACAGGAUGAAAGGAGCAGUUUGAAGGCUGCUGUCGACCUGGUCAAUCUUCUUGGAUCUUCAGCUUCAUUGAAGAGGAUGGCGAUAUACACUCGCCCCUGUCAAAAUGGCACUUUGGAUGUUAGUUAUGAUUGUAAUAACUAUUUUUCCUUGACGAAAGUUGGAUUAGUGGAAUAUGCACACCUAUGUAUGUAAUAAGUACAAUGGUAGAUUUUUUUUGAUGCACAGAAACUAAUUUUAUAGGGAGGGGUGUCAACUGAAGAUUUCUCAGGAUAUCCUUUGAUACUGAAGAACGAGUGUGUCCUCUAUUGUUAACUAACCAGUAGUUUGCCUCCAUUUUAGACAGAAUUCAGAAUGUGUCAGAUCUAGGAUUCCACCUGUCGGUUUUGAUUAUAUAUAGUUUGCUGAAGAUAAAUAUUUUAAUCACUGAAUGUGAAGAAUCUUAUAAAUAAAAUGCGUUCCACUUG
Messenger RNA from Oncorhynchus nerka (sockeye salmon), 3113 nucleotides. Its product is annotated as phosphatidylinositol 4-phosphate 5-kinase type-1 beta-like. Lineage: Eukaryota; Metazoa; Chordata; Actinopteri; Salmoniformes; Salmonidae. Bases 527 to 2122 code for a protein of 531 amino acids. Gene Ontology annotation, molecular function: 1-phosphatidylinositol-4-phosphate 5-kinase activity. The transcript has 16 exons. The record is from RefSeq and is a predicted model, not a curated record. Gene Ontology annotation, biological process: phosphatidylinositol phosphate biosynthetic process. Gene Ontology annotation, cellular component: plasma membrane.